Molecule: messenger RNA, 207 nt
Organism: Plasmopara halstedii
Lineage: Eukaryota; Oomycota; Peronosporomycetes; Peronosporales; Peronosporaceae
Exons: 3
Coding region: 1-207 (68 amino acids)
Source: RefSeq, a predicted model, not a curated record
AUGUAUUAUGAUGGUCAUCGUGAGAGGGGGAAGCAGGAGUGGCGAUCAAUGCUUACCCGGAUGCUCUACACAUGUUACUGGACCGUCGAUGUCUUUCAGGCGUGCAUUCUACGCGUAACUGUAAUGUCCGACAUACGAAAAUUUUACAACUGGCGCCAAGUGAUUUCCAGGUCAACAAUUGGUAGAUGGAAUUCGAGGAAGACGUGA